This is a messenger RNA of Scomber japonicus (chub mackerel), 2415 nucleotides long. Its product is annotated as NACHT, LRR and PYD domains-containing protein 3-like. Gene Ontology annotation, molecular function: protein binding. The transcript is spliced from 7 exons. Lineage: Eukaryota; Metazoa; Chordata; Actinopteri; Scombriformes; Scombridae. The record is from RefSeq and is a predicted model, not a curated record. Bases 1 to 2415 code for a protein of 804 amino acids.
AUGGGUCAGCAGGGUGAAGAGCAGGGGGCUGAGCACACAUCCCUGGGGGCCUCCGCGUUCACUAGGAGGGAUGUUUCUGUGGAGGAGCAGCUGUCCUGCUGUUCUUUGUGUCAGGACGUCCUGAAGGAUCCAGUCUCUACCAGCUGUGGACACUGGUUCUGCAGACAGUGCAUCACCUCAUACUGGGACCAGUCUGCUUCAUCAGGAGACUCCUCCUGUCCCCAGUGUGCAGAAAGAUCCAGAACCAGACCUGGACUGCAGAUAGACAGUCAGACCAGCACUGUACAAACAGAAAGUGGUCAGCAGGAGGUUUUAGAUGAACAUCAGAUCAGUCUGAGCAGCAGAUGUAAACGUGUGACUGAUGAAGCAGGAAAUGAAAUCCUCCUCAUCAGCAUCUUCACUGAGGUCCACAUCAUAGAGGGACUGAGUGAAGAGGUUAAUACCCAACAUGAAGUGAGGCAGCUUGAAUCAGUUUUCAAGAUGAAGACCUUCCAUGACGCUCCAAUCAAGUGUCAAGACAUCUUUAAAGCCUUACCUGACCAACAGAAACACAUCAGAGUCGUUCUGAUGAACGGUGUCGCUGGUGUUGGAAAAACUUUCUCAGUGCAGAAGUUCACUCUGGACUGGGCACAGCGCUCCAAAAACCAAGAUAUCCGUCUGCUGAUUCUGUUCUCGUUCAGGGCGCUGAACUUGAUCAAAGAUAAGCAGCACAGUCUGCUCAUGCUGAUCCAUGUUUUCUAUCCAACAUUACAGAAGCUCACAGCAGAGAAGCUCGCUGUCUGUAAAGUUUUGUUCAUCUUUGACGGCCUGGAUGAAAGCAGACUUUCACUGGAUUUCAACAACAGUGAGGUAGUGUCUGAUGUCACACAGAAGUCAUCAGUCAGCGUGCUGCUGACAAACCUCAUCACGGGGAAGCUGCUUCCAUCGGCUCUCAUCUGGAUAACUUCCCGACCUGCAGCAGCCAAUCGGAUCCCUCCUUCAUGUGUUAGCAGGGUAACAGAAGUACGAGGCUUCACUGACGCCCAGAAGGAGGAGUACUUCAGGAGGAGAUUCAGUGAUGAAGAGCAGUCCAGCAGAAUCAUCUCACACAUCAAGACAUCCAGGAGUCUCCACAUCAUGUGUCACAUCCCAGUCUUCUGCUGGAUCACUGCUACAGUUCUUGACCACAUGUUGAACACAGACCAGAGAGGAGAGCUGCCCAAGACCCUGACUGACAUGUACUCAAACUUCCUGCUGGUUCAGACAAAGAGGAAGAAGAACAAGUAUGAUGAGGGACAUGAGACGAGUCCACAGGAGCUGACGAAGGCUGACAGGAAACUUCUUCUGAAGCUGGGGAGGCUGGCGUUCGAACAACUGGAGAAAGGAAACAUCCUGUUCUACCAAGAAGACCUGGAGCAGUGUGGUCUUGAUGUCACAGAGGCCUCGGUGUUAUCAGGAUUUUGUACAGAGAUCCUCAAAAGAGAGAGUGUGAUCCUCCAGAAAUCAGUCUACAGCUUUAUUCAUCUGAGCGUUCAGGAGUUUCUGGCUGCAGUCUACAUGUACCACUGUUACACCAGCAGGAACACAGAGGUACUGAAGAACUUCCUGGGAGAAGACUACAAACACAGAGAAUCAGAACCAAAGACUUUAUUUGAGAAGAUGUCUGGAGCCAUGGAGAAAUCUCUCAUAAGUAAAAAUGGCCACCUGGACCUGUUUGUCCGUUUCCUUCAUGGCCUCUCUCUGAAGUCCAACCAGAGUCUCUUAGGAAGCCUGCUGGGUCAGACAAAGAACAGUCCAAAAACCAUCCAGAGAGUCAUCAACAAGCUGAAGGAGAUGAACAGUGAGGAUUUCUCUCCUGACAGAAGCAUCAACAUCUUCCACUGUCUGAUGGAGAUGAACGACCGCUCAGUACAUCAGGAGAUCCAAGAGUUCCUGAAGUCAGAGAACAGAUCAGAGAAGCUCUCUGAGAUCCAGUGCUCAGCUCUGGCCUACAUGCUGCAGAUGUCAGAGGAGGUUCUGGAUGAGUUGGACCUGAAGAAGUACAACACAUCAGAGGAGGGACGACGGAGACUGAUCCCAGCUGUGAGGAACUGCAGAAAGGCUCAACUUUCUGGCUGUGGACUCUCAGAGUCUCACUGUGAAGUUGUGGCCUCAGCUCUGAAGUCCAACCCUCAUCUGACAUUUCUGGACCUGAGUAAAAACAAACUGUCUGAUUCAGGAGUGAAGCUCCUCUCUGCUGGACUGGAGAGUCCAAACUGUAAACUGAAGACUCUGAGGUUGAUGGACUGCAGUCUGUCAGAGAUCAGCUGUGCUUCUCUGGUCUCAGCUCUGAAGAGCAACCCCUUCCAUCUGAGAGAUCUGUAUCUGGAUAAAAACAGUCUGCGGGAUUCAACUGUGACGGCCCGCCUUAGUCUAACUUGUGCCGCCACAAUCUGA